AUGGACAACGAGGACUCUAUCCCUGAUCAGAGGCCCCUGGCUCUGUGGAUCUUCAGGUGGAGAGCUGCCAACCCUGGUAAGGACACCAACCAGAUAGAGGAGCCACACAGAAGGCUGGCCCAGCUCAGCCAGGACCAGCCCAGCAUGCAUGUGUGCUUCAAAAUUGUCAAAGAGAAGCACCAGAUUGAGUGGAAUCAGACGGAGCCCCGCUCCCGCCCCAGUCAGACGGCGCCCCGCCCCCACCCCACAGUCAGACGGCGCCCCUCCCCCACACGACAGUCAGACGGCGCCCCGCCCCCGCCCCAGUCAGACGGCGCCCCGCCCCCGCCCCACAGUCAGACGGCGCCCCGCCCCCGCCCCACAUCAGACGGCGCCCCGCCCCCACCCGAGUCAGACGGCGCCCCGCCCCUCCCCACAGUCAGACGGCGCCCCUCCCCUCCCCACAGUCAGACGGCGCCCAGCCCCUCCCCACAGUCAGACGGCGCCCCGCUCCCACCCCGCAGUCAGACGGCGCCCCGCCCCUCCCCACAGUCAGACGGCGCCCCGCCCCUCCCCACAUCAGACGGCGCCCCGCCCCCACCCGAGUCAGACGGCGCCCCGCCCCUCCCCACAGUCAGACGGCGCCCCUCCCCCCACCCCAGUCAGACGGCGCCCCGCCCCCACACCAGUCAGACGGCGCCCCGCCCCUCCCCACAGUCAGACGGCGCCCCUCCCCACAGUCAGACGGCGCCCCGCCCCUCCCCACAGUCAGACGGCGCCCAGCCCCCAACCCACAGUCAGACGGCGCCCCUCCUCCACACGACAUCAGACGGCGCCCCGCCCCCGCCCCAGUCAGACGGCGCCCCGCCCCCGCCCGUCAGACGGCGCCCCGCUCCCACACGACAGUCAGACGGCGCCCCUCCUCCACACGACAGUCAGACAGCGCCCCGCCCCUCCCCAGUCAGACGGCGCCCCGCCCCCACACAACAGUCAGACAGCGCCCCGCCCCUCCCCACAGUCAGACGGCGCCCCGCCCCCGCCCGUCAGACGGCGCCCCGCCCCCACACGACAGUCAGACGGCGCCCCGCCCCCGCCCCCAUAGUCAGACGGCGCCCCGCCCCCACACGACAGUCAGACGGCGCCCCGCCCCCGCCCGUCAGACGGCGCCCCGCCCCCACACGACAGUCAGACGGCGCCCCACCCCCGCCCCAGUCAGACGGCGCCCCGCCCCUCCCCGCAGUCAGACGGCGCCCCGCCCCCGCCCCCAUAGUCAGACGGCGCCCCGCCCCCACACGACAGUCAGACGGCGCCCCGCCCCCACACAACAGUCAGACAGCGCCCCGCCCCUCCCCACAGUCAGACGGCGCCCCGCCCCCGCCCGUCAGACGGCGCCCCGCCCCCACACGACAGUCAGACAGCGCCCCGCCCCCGCCCCCAUAUCAGACGGCGCCCCGCCCCCACACGACAGUCAGACAGCGCCCCGCCCCCCCACAGUCAGACGGCGCCCCCGCCCCCACACGACAGUCAGACGGCGCCCCGCCCCCCCACAGUCAGACGGCGCCCCGCCCCCACACGACAGUCAGACAGCGCCCCGCCCCCCCACAGUCAGACGGCGCCCCGCCCCCACACGACAGUCAGACGGCGCCCCGCCCCCACCCGAGUCAGACGGCGCCCCGCCCCCCCCACAGUCAGACGGCGCCCCGCCCCCGCCCACGGCCCCAGACCACAGGAGAGGACGAGCCGGGCGCCCUGGACUCCAGGAUGGGGCUUCGCCGAGACGGGGGCGGGAGGGGCGCUGAAAAGGGGAUGAAGUGA
Choloepus didactylus (southern two-toed sloth) is the source of this 1794-nucleotide messenger RNA. RefSeq names its product extensin-like. The record is from RefSeq and is a predicted model, not a curated record. Lineage: Eukaryota; Metazoa; Chordata; Mammalia; Pilosa; Megalonychidae. The transcript is spliced from 7 exons. The coding region runs from base 1 to 1794 and encodes 597 amino acids.